GGCCGAGCGCUCCCCCUCCCCUCUCUCACUCUCCUCUCCCUCCAUAUGUGCGAGGAAGAUGGUUGCAAGCGGCGUGGGCCUGUUUUUACUGUCGCACAUCCUGCCGUGAUCCCACCGGGAGGAAGAGGAGGAGAAGAAUCCCUCCAUUCAGAUCCUGUAGUGGGAGGAAGAGACCUGGAAUCAGCCAGAGCGGAGAGGUGAAUCUCCUUCAUCCAUCUGUUUACAUCCUUUAAAAGCUGUCUCCAGCAUGCAGCAUCACUCGUCCGAGGUCGCCCGUCUGUAUCAGACCGAGUUCAUCCGGAGUGCGCGGGCGGUGGGCGUGCUGUGGGCCGUCUGCACGCUCUGCUUUGCCGUGAUCGAGGUGGUCAUUCUCAUCCAGCCAUCGUGGGUGGGGACACGAGAGCUGCACUACCGAGGAGGGGGUCCGGCUCCUCCGACCGGGACGCUGGGCCUCUUUGAGGUCUGCAUGGAGACAGAUUGGCCCGUCCCAGAAUGCCGGGGGUCUCUUCACACCCUGACCCCGUUCCCUGCCUUCCAGUCUCCCGCUGUGCUGGUGUGCAUGUCUCUCACCAUGGUGUGGGCCAGCGUGGGCUGCCUGUGUCUGUUCAGAUUCUGCAACGCAGCGACCGUGUAUAAGAUCUGUGCUUGGCUGCAGCUCACAGCAGGCUUCUGUUUGGCCCUGGCGUGUGUGUUGUUCCCAGACUCUUGGGCGUGUGCUGAGAUGCGGGCGUUGUGCGGGGAGCGUGUGAGUAGUUUCUCCCCGGGAAACUGCUCUGUGCACUGGGCAUACAUACUGGCCAUGCUGGGGGUGCUGGAUGCCGGCAUACUGGCCACGCUGGCUUUUGUUUUGGGGAAUCGCCAAGAUGCCCUGCUGCCAGAUGAUGCCAAGGAUGGUGAUGUGACUGGCUUACUACUGGCAGCAUAAAACAGGCCUGAGUUGUUCCCGUCAGAAACUGCUGUGACUGUUUCAUCACGUCGUUUGUGAACUUCUCUGUCGAAAAAUAAUGAUGACAGGAAACGCGUGAAGAGACGCUUCUCUCUUCCCCCUCGGCAUGAUGUCAUCAUCCUGUGAAUUCUGCUUACAUAACCUGUCUGCAUAGAAACAGUCACCUGGCAACAGUAUCCGAGUCAGUUCUCCCCCUAAGGAGAAGCAGUACUCUGAUCUUGUAAUGGUGGCACUAAAUAGAGGAAAGGCUGUUUUCUUUAGUGCAUUUCCAAGGUACAGUCGAGGUCUCUGUGACCUGUUGCGAUGCACAAACAGAUCACAUGAAUGUGGUUUUCAAUUCAAUUAUUAUAUUUAGAGGAUUAACUGUGAUGUUUGAUUCCAUGUUUUUUGUGCAUUUGAUCAUCUUUAAGAUAAAAGUAGCAAAUAAUUGUUCGUAUUUAUAGUUUGCAUGAAAUCAAGAUUUGCCUUUUUGUUUUCUUAUCCAAUAUCUAAAUGAGUUUGUUUCUUCACCAGAACAAAUUUGGAGAAAUUUAGCAUUAUACUUGCUCACCAAUGCGUCCACUGCAGUGAAUGGGUGCCGUUAGAAUGAGAGCCCAAACAGCUGAUAAAAACAUCAUCAUAAUUCAUGUGUUUGUAAGAAAAAAAUCCAUCAAGAGAUUUUAACAUCAAACCAUUGCCAUAAUAUGAGUCCUCUUUCCACAAUACUGCUUUUUACAGUGAAAAAGCCAUCUCAUCUGAAUCAAGAGAGAAAUAUGCACAGAUUAAGCACUUUUUACAAAUUUCGUGCACAUUUUAUUUUUUGGGUGAACUUUUCCUUUAAGAUCUGCCACUUUUCUUGUCUGAUAGCAGUUUUACAUAGAAACACAUCACAAUAUGGUAGCAAAGUUGAUUGCAGUUGCUUCAAGACGACUUUAAAACUGCGUGCCACUGUUGUGUUCGUAAUUGUCUUCAAGCACUGUUAAAAUAUAAAAAAAGUCAUUGUCUUAGUUGUGCUUCCUUUUCAGAUAUAAGGUUAAUAGGCUAUGAUUUUAUCAAGCCAUUGCAUUAAAUGUUAAAUGUGAUGUCAUUUCUAAUCCACUUUCACUGUAAAAAUAGUUAUUGUUAAUAAAAUAAAGCUAAAAUGAAACAUUAGAUGAAAAAUGUAAAAAAAAAAUAAAAAAUUAAAUAUGUUGCCAGUUUUUUGUUUAUUCAUUUAUUUUAACUUUAAAAAUUAAAUUAAAUUAAAUCACCAGUGGAUCCACUGCAGUGAAUGGGUGCCGUCAGAAUGAGAGUCCAAACAGCUGAUAAAAACAUUAUAAUAAUUCACAAUAUGAUUCCAGUCAAUCGGUUAACAUCUUGGGAAGCAAAAAGAUGUGUGUCUUAAAAACAAAUCCAUUAUUAAGACAUUUUAACAUCAAUCCAUUGCAAAAAUAUGUGUCCUGUUUCCACAAUACUGCUUUCUGCAGUCUCAUCUGAAGCAGGAGAGAAAUAUGCACAAAUUAAGCACCGUUUACAAGUGGAAACAGUCCAAAACUGUUUUAAAACAAUAUUUCGGUGGAUUUUGAUGUAAGAAAACAACAGGGGAUGGACUGUUUUUUACUGGAGGAAGCGUUAUAAUGGAUUAUGGACGUAGUUAAAUUUAUUUAUUUUCUUUUGCAAACGUAGCUUUUCACAUCAGACAUUAAUUUAUGGACUGAAGUGGUGCGGGUUACUUGUGGAUUAUUGUGACGUUUUUAUCAUUUGUUUGGACUCUCAUUCUGACGGCACCCAUUCACUACAGAGGAUCCGCUACAGUGGUGAGCAAGUGAUGUAAUGCUAAAUUUCUCCAAAUCUGUUCUGUUGAAGUAACAAACUCAUCUAUAUCUUGAAUGCAAAUUUCAUGCAAAUUUUCAUUUUUGUGUGAACUGUUCCUUUAAGAAAUCCUCUUUUCUUGUCUGAUAGCAGUUUCAUAUGGAAACGUCACAAUACACUAGCAAAGUCGAUUGCAAAUGCUUCAUGCCGACAUUAAAACUGCAUGCCACUGUUCGUAAAUGUUUUCAGCCACUGUUAAAAUAUAACAAGUCAUUGUCUUAGUUGUGCUUCCUUUCCUUUUCAGAUAUAAUGUUAAUAGGCUUUGAUUUUAUCAAGCUGGUGCAUUAAAUGUUGAAUGUGAUGAACUUCUAAUCCAUUUCCACUGUAAAAGCAAUGCAGAGUUCUAAACAAAAUGUCGUUCACAUACACUUUAUUAGCACUUACAGUGAUUUUUGUUGUUUGACAAAACUUGCAGUGCAGAGAUAUGUAUUUUUGUACAAGAUUUUAUGACUGCACAAAUAUCGAAAAGCAUUUAUAUACUCAGAGCCACGAUUUCCUUCACAAAUUCAUUAAUAGUCAGAUUACAAA
Messenger RNA from Labeo rohita (rohu), 3304 nucleotides. It is a transcript of the gene lhfpl4b, whose product is annotated as LHFPL tetraspan subfamily member 4b. Gene Ontology annotation, biological process: sensory perception of sound. Gene Ontology annotation, cellular component: plasma membrane. The transcript is spliced from 6 exons. Bases 248 to 925 code for a protein of 225 amino acids. Lineage: Eukaryota; Metazoa; Chordata; Actinopteri; Cypriniformes; Cyprinidae. The record is from RefSeq and is a predicted model, not a curated record.